Darwinula stevensoni is the source of this 416-nucleotide messenger RNA. The record is from the annotation of a GenBank genome assembly. Lineage: Eukaryota; Metazoa; Arthropoda; Ostracoda; Podocopida; Darwinulidae.
AUGACUCACGUGAGAAGCGUUGGGACGCCAUUCGGGCGACGCUCGGACGCCGUUCGCUCGAGAAAAGGGAAGCUAGCGCUGUCGGUUGUCUGCGCGGUUCUGGUCUGGACCCAGGCGGUGGAAUCGGCCCCGGUCGACCUGCCGGACGAGACGGUGGAUGCGACGGCGGAGGUGGAGCCGAGAUUCUCUUCCAUCAUCGAGGCGUACAUGCCGGCCUCGGAGAUGACGGGCCCGUUCUUCGACUGGCUCUUCGAGUGGGAAAUGGACAUCUACCACAGGGUGGUCGGGAGCUUCCUUCGUUACGUCACCGAUUACGCCUUCAACGCGGCGGUGUUGCGCAAUGCUGCGUCUCGCGACGGCGUCGAAGGAGAUGCCAUCUUUUGAAAGGGUGGAAAGAACACGACCCUUCGUGGACU